GUCACACUUUAAUUCUGGUCAGAGUGACUUCUGUCCCCUCCCUCCUUGUUUCUCAAAUUAUUUUUUUCUGGGAGCUAGGGUCUGCUGUUUCUCGGCGAGGUCCCCAAUGGCCUCCAGAUUACAGCAGGGGAGCCCAGAUCUCAGGGUGAGCCAUCCCUAGUAACAGCCAGCAGGUAGAUUCCAGAGCCUUGUUUGCUCUGACUCAGUGGCACAGCUACACUGACAGGCACCGGAGGAGAUGGGUAUGGGCAGAACCGUGGGGGAAGGAGGCUCAUCAGACUGACCCAGUUGUCCUGGGCUCGUUCUCUGUGAAGUGCUGGCACCCUGGAGAAAUCCAUGGCGUUUCCUGAACUCCUGGACCGAGUAGGAGGCCUGGGCAGGUUCCAGGUCCUUCAAAUCGUGGCUCUGGUGACCCCCAUCCUAUGGGUCACCAGCCAGAACAUGCUGGAGAACUUCUCAGCUGCCGUGCCCCGCCACCGGUGCUGGGUGCCCCUGCUGGACAACAGCACUGCCCAGGCAAGUGUCUCUGGGGACUUUGGGCCCAGUGCCCUUCUGGCCAUCUCCAUCCCACUGGGCCCUGCUCGGCAACCCCAUCAGUGCCGUCGCUUCCGCCAACCGCAGUGGCAGCUUAUGGAGCCCAACACCACAGCCACCAACUGGAGUGACGCAGACACUGAGCCGUGUGCGGAUGGCUGGGUCUACGACCACAGUACCUUCACGUCCACAAUCGUGACCACGUGGGACCUGGUGUGUGAUUCCCAGACCCUGAGACCCAUGGCCCAGUCCAUCUACCUGGCUGGAAUCCUGGUAGGAGCUGCAGUGUGCGGCCAUGCCUCCGACAGGUUCGGGCGCAGGAGGGUGCUGACCUGGAGCUAUCUUCAGGCGGCUAUGUCCGGCACAACAGCUGCCUUCAUCCCCAUCUUCCCCCUCUACUGCCUGUUCCGCUUCCUGGUGGCCUUUGCAGUGGCAGGUGUCAUGAUGAACACAGCCAGUCUCUUGACGGAGUGGACAUCAGCCCAGGCCCGCCCCUUGAUGAUGACCUUGAAUGCCUUGGGCUUCAGCUUCGGGCACAUCCUGACAGGCUCUGUGGCCUACGGUGUGCGCAGCUGGAGGAUGCUGCAGCUGGCUGUCUCUGCCCCCUUCUUCCUCUUCUUUGUAUAUUCGUGGUGGCUUCCAGAAUCAGCACGCUGGCUCCUAACGGUGGGCAAGCUCGACCAGGGCCUGCACGAACUACAGAGGGUAGCUGCUAUGAACAGGAAGAAGGCAGAGGGAGACACACUGACCGUGGAGGUCUUGCGGUCAGCCAUGCAGGAGGAAGCGAGUGGGGACCAAACUCGUGCCAGGCUAGGCACCCUACUCCACACGCCUGGGCUGCGCCUGCGAACCUUCAUCUCCAUGCUGUGCUGGUUUGCCUUUGGUUUCACCUUCUACGGCCUGGCCCUCAACCUGCAGGCCUUAGGAAGCAAUAUCUUCCUGCUCCAAAUGCUCAUUGGGGUUGUGGACCUCCCAGUGAAGAUAGGCGGCCUGCUGCUGCUCGGACGCCUGGGCCGACGUCUCUGCCAGGCCAGCUCCCUGGUGCUGCCAGGACUCAGCAUCCUGGCCAACAUACUGGUGCCCCACGAUAUGGAGGUCCUUCGUUCGUCCCUGGCUGUGCUGGGGCUGGGGUCCCUGGGGGCUGCCUUCACCUGUGCCACCAUCUUGAGCAGUGAACUCUUCCCCACUGUGCUCAGGAUGACAGCAGUGGGCCUGGGCCAGGUAGCAGCCCGAGGGGGAGCCAUCCUAGGCCCUCUGGUGCCACUGCUCAGCGUCUACGGCUCCUGGCUGCCCCUGCUGGUGUAUGGCGUGGUGUCAGUGCUAAGUGGCCUAGCUGCUCUGCUGCUGCCUGAGACUAAGAACUUGCCACUGCCCGAUACCAUUCAAGACAUCCAGAAACAAUCAGUGAAGAAGGUGACACACAACACAGCAGGCCAGUCCAUCCUGAGGUCUACAUGGCUGUAGCCUCCUGCAGAGUCUGUGAUGGGACUGGAGGAGGGACCUCCAUGAGGAUGGGACCACGAUGACAGCAACGAGACGGAGAAGGAAAGGGCAGAGCUGGUGAUGGCGGGUGAAGGCGCUGCCUCCCAGCCGAACCAGAAGAAUUCCGUUCCUGGAACCCACAUGGUGGGAGGAAAACUGACUGCACAGAGCUGUCUUCUGACCUCCACGCGGACAAAAGUCCCUCCCAUCAAGGAUACACACAAAUAAAUUAUAUAUAUAUACAUAUAUAUAUAUGUAUAUGUAUAUAUAUAUGAGAGAGGGAAAAAACGGGUGAAUGAAAAGGAGGAAAAAGAAAGAGAAAAGGAAGAGGAAGAGAAGGAAGGAGGAAGAGGAGGAGGAGGAAGAGGGAGCAGGACAAAGGGGCAGAGGGAGGAGAAGGUUCUUCAAUCCCCUGCAAACAGCCACGGGGUGCAAAGAGCUCCAUUUCCAGGGGUCCCUUCAGAGGGCUGCCUUUUGGGGCCUCCCUCUAACAGACGGUGCAAAGGGCAGUCUGAAUGACAGAAGGCUCCCCAAACACUACUAUUACCCCGACUCCUCCUCGAGGCUGCACACCAGAGAGAGGCCAAGCCCACAGGACACAUCCUUGCUGCCCACUACUCCACCUGCCCCAGGACUCAGAAAUGACCAUCCUCUUCUUUAGCUCAGCAAGAGCAAAAGGUCUCAGCUUCUGCGUCACCAAGGCUCUUGGUCAGCUGGCCUGGCUUAUCUCCAGCCUCUCCCCACUCCAGCCACAUGCAUGUGACUGCCAGGGUCUUCUUGUUUCUCCACCUGACACUCUCCUAAGCCUUCUAGACUCACCCUGGGGCCUUCCUCCCAGGGCUCAGGGGCAGCUCACGACUCUGGUGUUAUUGUACCCGUGGUCAGAGCUACACAUCUGCCUCUUCUCACCCUCUAGCAGGUCAGUUUCCUGAGGGUCACUGGUCCUACAUCCUCACUCACACACAGAGCCUGCUGGAGGGCUCCCAUGGAGGGACUGGCUAAAGAUAAAAUCAAAUGAAUGGCAGCCUCUCCUGGGCUCCUGAGGCUCUGUAGGGGAGGAGAAAGGCCUUCUCACAUAGA
This is a messenger RNA of Myodes glareolus (Bank vole), 3096 nucleotides long. RefSeq names its product solute carrier family 22 member 12 (gene Slc22a12). Gene Ontology annotation, cellular component: membrane. Gene Ontology annotation, molecular function: transmembrane transporter activity. Gene Ontology annotation, biological process: transmembrane transport. Lineage: Eukaryota; Metazoa; Chordata; Mammalia; Rodentia; Cricetidae. The record is from RefSeq and is a predicted model, not a curated record.